AUGACGAAUGAGUGGCAAGUUGGAUCCAUUGCCCGCGUCAAACGACCUUCUCACCCAAAAGCAUUUGGUAAGGCCAUGAUUGCCAUGAUGGAUAGCAGCAACGAUGCAGUCAGCAUCCUGUGGGAACCGGCAUCACCUCAACCACUAAUAACGACAGAUUCUUCUGCUUCGGCCAAUCGCUUUUUGGUGGCACCGAGGAUAUCCACCAAGAGUGGUCAAAAGAGUAGCAAUAAUGAUAACGACGAUGACGAAGACGAGACAACCGUGCCUCUGAACGAGCUUCUUCCCUUGAUGGAGUUUGAAACUAGUAGUCCAGAAACAAGCAAUGACAUUGGUGUGCUGAAAGAACACGGGGAUGCACUGUUACGAGCGGGCGAUGCUUCUGCAGCAGUUGCCUACUAUGAGGCAGCCUUGUCUCGUUCGUGCCAAGACGUCAUGAGGUCUCCGUCCAUUGGCAGCUCGAUUAUUCUCAAGACCAAAGGUGGAUACCUCAAGGUUGCCGAAAUUGACUGUGUGGAAAAAGGUGACAUUGCGGGUUCCUUUUCUUUGGAUGUGGCUUUUGUGGAAUCGGGAGAGGAAAUGGAAGUUUCGAAUUCAACCGUAGUCCUUGGCAUAUUGAUGAAGGAUGGAGAAGCACGACUACAAGAGCGCAUACUAUUGAAUCUUUCCAGAUGUCUUCACCAACUGGCGGAUAUUGAUGAGCCCAAACAUCGAUCAGCCUAUCUGAAGGGUGCCAUAUUGGCUUGUAGUCUGGCAAUGGUAUUGGCGGAAUUCCAUGGCGGUGCCGAGGAUGAUAACGAGGCCAUUGCAAAGAGCAAAGGAACAUUACAAAGUGCCUUGCAUCUUCGAGCCAAAGCAUACAUUCUUCUUUCCAAAUGGCCUCAUGCCAAGCAAGACGCCAAACGGCUGAUACAGCAGGGCAAAGAACAACAGGGCACGAGUCUGCUUGACAAUAUUGAGAAACGAAAGCAAGUACAGGUGAAACGAGACAAAAAGUUGGCGAAAGCAGUUGCCAAGUUGGUUCAAAAUGUGACAGCUGAUGGCGAGAGGGCGUCGUCUUUGGAUGGCGAAUCAAGGUCUGAUGGGCGGUCUCUUUUCUAG
This is a messenger RNA of Cylindrotheca closterium, 1101 nucleotides long. The record is from the annotation of a GenBank genome assembly. Lineage: Eukaryota; Bacillariophyta; Bacillariophyceae; Bacillariales; Bacillariaceae.